GACAGACAGCAGCGGUAUAUAAACAUGGCUACGCUGCUCAACGGUAGAUUUCAUGCGGGCUAUCGUUGAAAGCCAUACGUAAACAAGAAAUAAACAACAAAUCGAGCACUUUUAAUGUAAUUUUUAACGGGAGGCCAGGGGAAAUCAGUCGAUCCUACGUCUGAAAGGCUGUGAAAGCAAGAGGAGGACACCGCUGUACCGCUAAACAUAAAAUGGAAAACCAGGACAGAGACUCCGGGGACAUCAUUCCUGUGGUCAUUAUCGGAAAUGGGCCAUCUGGGAUCUGCCUGUCUUACCUGCUCUCGGGUCACACUCCAUACGUGUCCCAGGACGCUGCUCACCCAAACCCUCUGCUCCAGCACAAACUGAGGGAGCAGCCCGACCUGUCGCUGCUAGAACAGGACCUGGAGUACCUGUGUGAGGGUCUCGAGGGGCGGUCUUCUAACCCCGUGGCGGUCCUGUUCGACUCUCUGCUGCUGCCAGACAGUGACUUUGGGCUGGAGCACUCCUCUCCUCUAAUCUGGAGAUAUGAGCCGGAGCGAGCCAUCCCUCACCUGGUGUUGGGUAGGGGGCCCCCUGGUGGAGCAUGGCAUGCGAUGGAGGGGUCCAUGCUGACUCUGAGUUUGGCAAACUGGAUGGAACUGCCUGGACUCAAACUCAAAGACUGGCUCAGAGAGAAACGCAGAAAUGUACGCAACGACAGAGCCACACCUGCAGAGAUAGCCUUGUAUUACCAGCACUACGUUUCCCAGAAGUCUUUAGAGCAGAACUUUGCCUGUGGGACAACGGUUACCGAGGUGACCAGAGUGCAUGGCGACGGAGAUGAGCCAUGUUGGAGAGUAACUGGAGUUCAGCGCCGUGAAGGAGAGGAGCUCGGAGAUGGUGGCACCGUGUCAGAGGAGGUCCCAUUCUCCAUUUUGGCCCGUAACGUGGUUUUGGCGACGGGGACCCAUGAUAUUCCGGCCCGCCUCAGAGUCGACGGAGAGUCCCUGCCCUUUGUCUGUCACUCGUUCUGGGAGCUGGAGGCCGCUAUCUCCCGCGGCGAGCUUGACGAAUUGUCUGAGCCUGUUCUGGUGGUGGGGGCGGGUCUUACGGCCGCGGAUGCCGUACUGGCCACUCGCCAUCUGAGUGCACCGGUGUACCACGCUUUCAGACGCUCCGUAACCGACCCAGGGCUGAUAUUCAACCAGCUACCCAAACUGCUCUACCCAGAGUACCACAAGGUUCACCAGAUGAUGACCCAACAGCAGUACGGCUCUCCGACCUCCUCCUCUUCCUCAUCUUCGUAUCCAAACUACCUCAGCUUCCCAAAACACAGAGUCGUCAAAUUCCUCCCAAACAAAAAAUGCAUCCUCGAAUCGGACUUGGGCCAAAAGACUGCAAUCCAGGUCUCCAAAGCUUUAGUCCUCAUCGGAUCCCACCCAAAUCUCUCCUUUCUCCCAGAUCACGGUCGCUCACUCGGUGUAUACCGAAACGAACCAAUAUCCUGUCGGCGAAAUCCCAUUGAUGUAGACCCAUUCACAAACCGGGUCACAGAAGCUCCUGGGAUGUACGCAAUGGGCCCACUAGUGGGAGAAAACUUUGUAAGGUUUUUAAAAGGAGGAGCGCUAGCAAUCGUUAGCGACCUGCACAAAAGGCAAAAACUCCUAAUGGAUGACACGUGGGUCAGGGCAGACACAGACUGGAGCAUAAAGGGUUGAUGGAAAAGUCGGCUUGAAUUUGCCCUCUUCUGAAUUCCUCAAAGUGCAUUAUCCAAAGUGCUAUGUUUUUUCAUUAUACCUUCCAUCUAUCAAGGAGUAAAGCCUUUAGAAAGAAGUGCGAUUUAAGAAGUCAAGGAAUAUAAAAGUAAAUGGCAAAUAAGGUAGGCAAAGUGUAUUAGCCGCUAAUUGUGCUAUGGUGUUUUUUAUCUAACAUUAUACCAUCUGUCUAUCAAGGAAUAACGACUGUAGAAACAAGUGCUAGUUAUAAGGUCAAGGAAUCAGGAAAUAAUUGGCAACAAAUAGGAUAGCACAUUAGCCGCUUAAGGGCUACUAUAUUGUGAACAUAUCAUCUAGGUAUCAUUGAAAGAGGCCAGCUAAAAUGGAAUGGAACAUCAAAAACGGCCAUUACCAUGGAAAUCUGUCAUGUUUGUGGGAUUAGUGCAAAACUCCCAUAUGUUAACUAAAACGAAGUUAAAAAGUAAACAAAAGCGUUUUGGAACUCUAUAGUUCAGAAAACCCAUAGUAACCCAGAAAAACUUUCUGAAAAAAAAAAAAAAGUUUGCAAAUGUGAUCAGGUGUAAUCGGCUACAUGGUAACUAAUAACCACAAGACCUAUAAUUUUAUUUAAAAUUCGUUUCUGAAAACCACUAAGUUAUUAAAAUAUUUCACAGAAUCUUUCAUUUUAAUUGGACUUAAAACAACCAUAUUAUGGAUAUUGGUUACCACGUAGCUAGUUAACCUCCGUGACGUCUUUGAACUCUUAACAUUUUCAUUUUUGGAAAGUCUAUGGGAAAAAUUAAUGAACAGUUUAAUUCCAGAAGCGGAGGGGCCACUCACUUUUUAGGCCCAUUUCAUCAUCUGGAUUUUCUUGAUAUUAGUUGUUUACAAAUUACUUUGCCCAUCAUCUUAGCUAUUACAUGGCACCUGAGAUCUGACAACAUGAGCUCUCACAGUUGAAGUGUGACUAUAGUUUAAUCAAUAUACUAUCUGUUCCCUAAUUCAUGUUAUAGAUGCUUACAUGGAAAGAAAGUGUAUUCACUGCAUAAAUGCUAGUAUGUUUUUAACCUAUCAAGUUACUAUUCAUCUCAUGUCCUUUUUCUCAUAUAGAUGAAAAUAUUAAACAAAGUGCAUUAUACAUUUCUUUAAAAUAAAAAAAAAAUCCAAAUUAGAGCUAGAUAAAGGGGGUCAGUUAGAGAGAGAAAAAAGCUAAUUAUGUGAAAACAAAUAUUGAAAAAAGCAGCUGGCGUUUGUUAACCCAACUCCCAAUAUCAAACUAUUUAAAUCAGAAGAAAAUUGAAUUUGUUAAGCAAAAAUGUAGAAAAUAUUUUAGAGAUUUUAAGCAUUCAUACUCAAAUAAUCAAAAACUUUAUGGUUUUAAUGAGUGUAAAUGCAUUCUUUAUUUAUUUAUUUAUUUAUUACCAGUAAUGCAAAAUCUUAUAAACAACAUCAUUGACAUUGCACAAUUUCUUUUGCAUCUUCUUGGAAAAGGAAAAAAAAAAUCAGGUCUACAUUAAACAAAUCAUUGAAUUGCUCAAGUUUUUAUUUAAUUGAAAAUAAAAAUUAGGGUUACUAUUAUUCUACCAUAUCCUUACUCCAUAAUGUCUGAGCAUUGACUUGAAUUGAAUUUUGGAAUUGGUAUGAAACACGCACAUUUUGUUAAGAGAAGCAGGGGGCAUUUUAACAGUUUUAAGGACUUUUUAUGUAUAUUUAUGUUUGUAUAUAUAAAAUCGGGUAAAUUACUAACUUUUGAUAUUAAGGUACGUGAAUUUGAUUAAAUUGAUGUAUAAUUGUAUAAUAUGGUGAAACCUAAUCAAACCUGGAGAUGUACUGAAAUUUUAAUAUGCACUAACUUCUAUUGUUUGCCCAAUAACACUAUGGAAUACUGUCUCAUAUUUUAUAUGGAGGUUAAAGUAUAUUUUGUACAAUUUGAUUAUUAAUGUUCUAGAUAUUUAACUAUUAAAAGCUUUUAUACAUUGGG
Messenger RNA from Periophthalmus magnuspinnatus, 3678 nucleotides. It is a transcript of the gene osgn1, whose product is annotated as oxidative stress induced growth inhibitor 1. Lineage: Eukaryota; Metazoa; Chordata; Actinopteri; Gobiiformes; Gobiidae. Bases 213 to 1700 code for a protein of 495 amino acids. The record is from RefSeq and is a predicted model, not a curated record. The transcript has 8 exons.